CAGCACAGCUCCGUUGGUCUUUUUGCUCUCCUCGUCUCUGCUUGGAAGGAACAGCCAUGUCUCGGCAGUCAAUCUGUAGAAGCUUUGGAGUCGGAAGCAAAAGGGGAUACAGCUCUUGUUCUGCCAUCGGUGGUGGCUUUGGAGGAAGUGGGGGCAGAACCAGGAUCAGCUAUAGCUCGUUCUCCACAUCCAGGGGAAUUGGAGGCAGCGGACGUUGUGGAGGUUUUAGCAGCAGGAGCCUCCAUAACAUGGGUGGCAGCGGAAGAAUUUCCAUGGGUGGCUCUUAUGGCAGUGGAUAUGGAUGUAGAAUUGGUGGCUUUGGUGGAGGCUAUGGAGGAGGAUUUGGCAGCAUUGGAGGAGGUGUCAUUGGUGGAGGAAUAGGCAGCUUUGGUGGUCCUGUGAGAGGUGGUCCUGGGUUCCCUGGAGGCAUCCAACCGGUCCAGGUUGACCCAACCCUCCUGCGGCCGGUCCAUGUUGAUAUUGAUCCUCAGAUCCAACAAGUGAAGUGCCAGGAGAAGGAACAGAUCAAGACUCUUAACAAUCAGUUUGCCUCUUUCAUUGACAAGGUCCGCUUCCUGGAGCAACAGAACAAGGUCCUCUCCACCAAGUGGGAGCUCCUCCAACAGCAAGGGCCUUCAGGGCCAAGGAAGAACCUCGAUGUCAUCUUUGAAAAUUACAUCCAGAACCUGAGGAGGAGGUUGGAGUCUCUCCUGGGACAGAGGGGACAGCUGGAGUCGGAGCUGCAGAACAUGCGGCAAUACGUGGAGGAGUACAAAACCAAGUACGAAGAAGAAAUCAACAGGCGCACCGCUGCUGAGAACGAGUUUGUGGUGCUCAAGAAGGAUGUGGACUGUGCCUACAUGACUAAAGUAGAGCUGGAAGCCAAGGUGGGAGCUCUGACUGAUGAAAUCAACUUCUUGAGGUGUAUGUACGAGGAGGAACUGGCUCAGAUGCAGACAAUCAGCCGGGACCUGUCUGUGGUGGUGUCCAUGGACAAUAAUCGGCACCUGGAUCUGGACAGUAUCAUUGAGGAGGUCAGGCGUCAGUACGAGCAGAUUGCUCAGAACAGCAGAGCUGAAGCUGAGGCUUGGUACCAGAGCCGGUAUGAAGAGCUGCAGAACACUGCUGGAAGACAUGGGGACAGCCUGCGCAACACCAAGAUAGAGAUCCAAGAGUUGACCAGGAACGUCCAGAGGCUGCGGGCUGAGAUUGAGAACGUGAAGAAGCAGAACCAUCAGCUGCAGUCAGCCAUUGCUGAGGCCGAGGAGCGGGGUGAGAUGGCCCUCAAGGAUGCUCGGAGGAAACUGGAAGAGCUGGAAUGUGCCCUGAGCAAAGACAAGGAGGAGCUGGCUCGCUUGCUGAAGGAGUACCAGGAGCUGCUGAACAUCAAGAUUGCGCUGGACGUUGAGAUUGCCAUGUACAGGAAACUGCUGGAGGGAGAGGAGAACAGGCUCUGUGCAGAUAACUUGUCCAACGUAAAUGUCUCUGUGGUAGGCAGAACCACCAUUGCUGGAGGCAGAGCUGGUGGCUUUGGAGCCAGCAGUGGCAUGGGAGGGGGAGUAUGUGCGGUCGGAGGAGGAAGCAUCAUUGGAGGCAGCUGUGGAAUGGGAGGAGGAAUACUCAGCGGUGGCUUCUCUUCUGGAAGUGGAAGAAUGUGCAGCUCUGGAGGUGGCAACUUCAUCUCAGGGGGUGGAUCCUCCUCUGUGCGGAGAUGUGUCACAACCACAACGGUUAAAUCUUCGGGUGUAAAAUACUGA
Molecule: messenger RNA, 1757 nt
Organism: Haliaeetus leucocephalus (bald eagle)
Lineage: Eukaryota; Metazoa; Chordata; Aves; Accipitriformes; Accipitridae
Product: keratin, type II cytoskeletal 6A-like
Exons: 9
Coding region: 57-1757 (566 amino acids)
Biological process (GO): keratinization; intermediate filament organization
Cellular component (GO): keratin filament
Molecular function (GO): structural constituent of skin epidermis
Source: RefSeq, a predicted model, not a curated record